AUGUCUAUCUCGAUUUUAAAAACCCAUUAUCGGUGGGGUGCCACCAUUUUAACACCUGGACAGAUUGAAGAAAUUAGACAUCUCAAAAAUAAGUGUUCACAGCAAAAUGGAAACCACUUUUUUGAGGAGCUUAGGAAAGCACAAUCUAUCUCUUCGGAGAAUGGUUCAGAAGUUUAUGCUAAACAACCUUGCAAAGCAUCUGAUGAGUCAACUCCAAAAGAAUCAUCUGAGGUUGUGGAGGACCCUCUGGGAUCAUCACCUGCUAAUAUGAAUAUACAAGAAAAGCAAAAAAAGAAAAAGAAACUGUUAAAGUUUGGAUCCAUUCGAAAUUCUAACUUACCUAAAAUUUCGGCUGGGGUUCUUGCCAAAACUCCUUACUAG
Messenger RNA from Dentiscutata erythropus, 381 nucleotides. The record is from the annotation of a GenBank genome assembly. Lineage: Eukaryota; Fungi; Glomeromycota; Glomeromycetes; Diversisporales; Gigasporaceae.